Culex quinquefasciatus (southern house mosquito) is the source of this 1834-nucleotide messenger RNA. RefSeq names its product leucine-rich repeat extensin-like protein 3. The coding region runs from base 44 to 1102 and encodes 352 amino acids. The transcript has 7 exons. Lineage: Eukaryota; Metazoa; Arthropoda; Insecta; Diptera; Culicidae. The record is from RefSeq and is a predicted model, not a curated record.
GACGCCAGUAGUUUCGUGAGACGCGCACAGCACACACGCGGCAAUGAAGACAUUUGUAGUUCUCCUCGCCCUCGUGGCGUGCUCCCAGGCCACACUCGAUUCGCUGUUCGGCGGCAAGGGCAAGGGCGGAGGAGGCGGCGGCCUCGGCGGACUUGGCGAGCUCUUUGAUCUUGAGGGUCUGCUGGGAGGUUUGUUUGGAGGUGGUGGUGGUGGUGGCGGUGGAAGGGGACCGCCACCACGCCCGGUUUACGGACCACCUCCGCCACGACCAAACUAUGGCCCGCCGCCAAGGCCCCAGUACGGUCCUCCUCCGCCACGCCCAGUUUACGGACCACCGGCACACGCACCACCUCCAGUCCAUAGAAAAUCUCCACCCGAAAAGAUGCCAGAAGUGUACACACUGACCGUGAAGAAGGUUCAGCGCUCGUCAAGACCGCGGCCUAAAUCCCGCCCGAGCCCAGCCUACGGACCUCCACCACGUCCAGUUUAUGGCCCACCUGCCCCAGCUCCGGCUCCAGUCUAUGGACCUCCUUCACGACCAGCUCCUCCACCAUCGCCAUCUUACGGACCUCCUGCCUACAACCCACCUCCGCCAAUCCACCACGCCCCGGCGCCUUCUCCAUCGUACGGACCUCCAGCCCAGGCCUACAACCCACCUGCUCCGGUCUUCCAGCAAGCGCCAGUGUUCCAACCCGCUCCACCCCGACCAGUCUAUCAAGCUCCCCAGGUCAUUCCGACCUACCCACCACCACCACCACCACCUCAACACCAUCACCAACCCCAACCCCACCAGGUGUACGGACCACCCCAGCAGCAGGCUCCGGUGUUCCACGCCCCAGCUCCCGCACCCGCUCCCUUCCCCGCCCAGGAAUACGGACCACCCCAGCACCACCAACAUCACGACGUCAUCCAGGUGGUGAACCCACCGACGCCCGAGUACCUCCCGCCCCAGAUCCAGCAGCUCCCCCUGCAGGACACCAACGUCAACUUCCACGGGGUCAGCUCGAGUGCGGUCGCGUCCGGAAGCAUCGGCGGCGGUCACGGCGGCGGCGGUGACGGCGGUUACCACUACGACAUCGGACACGGUUCCGGCCAUUUCUAAACUGAACUGAACUGAACUCCUUUUCAACCCAAUCCGAACCCAACUGUCACCCUCCUUUUUCCACCGAGAGAACAAUAACACGUAUCCAUGGUAACGCACACUCUCUCAAACUCACGCGAAGGGAGGGAGAGAGUGCUCACCCCUCACACACACUAAGCUAGGAUUGUGCAAUACCAAAAAAACAAAGCCCAUUUUCUUUUUUCUCUUUACAAUCUUAAAAAAAAAACAACUUCCCAUCGAAUUGUUGUUUUGACAAUGAUUUCCGUUAGGUUUUAGGUUGAGAAAACAAAAAACAGUACGCGGAAGGUGUCGAAUCUCUUGCUAGUCACACACGACGGAUUCUUACCAACAUUUUACCCUGCCUGCUCGAAAAAAAAACCGUUUUCAAUUUUCUCCGGCGAGGCCAGUGACUACCCAGAGGAAAAUCUUAGUUCAAAACAAUGUUAAGUAUAAGCUUUAAAACACACAAUUACACAUCAAACAAACAAAACUCGUAAACAAACGCCGCCGAACGGCGAAUCGUGGCCAGAUUCUUAAAAAGUAAACAAAAAAAAAAACCUGUAUUUUUAUUGCUCAAAUCACGAAACGAAAACACAACAACAAAACAACACUGCUAUUAGUUAAUUUAUGUACUUGUAAAUUAAUGUUAGGAACACGUUUUAUAAUAGCAGGUCACGCAUAAACAGAGCGAAUGAAAGAAAGAAACAAAAAAAAUGAUGGUGCAGUAGAGAA